Molecule: messenger RNA, 3505 nt
Organism: Lutzomyia longipalpis
Lineage: Eukaryota; Metazoa; Arthropoda; Insecta; Diptera; Psychodidae
Gene: mino
Product: glycerol-3-phosphate acyltransferase 1, mitochondrial
Exons: 4
Coding region: 605-3250 (881 amino acids)
Cellular component (GO): mitochondrial membrane
Source: RefSeq, a predicted model, not a curated record
CGGAGUGCACUGCUGUGAUGUUUGAGAAGGGAGACAGAGAAGCAUCAAGCACAUAUGUAUAGAGUGUUCAGGGAGCCGUGUAGUCAAGCUUUAUAUAUCACAAGAGACACAGUCGUCCGCAGUCAAUUGAAUGAGCCAGUCAGAAUCAGACGAGAUUGGCCCUCGAAAUAAAUCAUUCUCGCGGGAAGAAAAUUUAUUUUGAAACGCGAAUUGUGUGUAUUGGUGCCACAAAUGAGAAGGAAAAUUCCUUCAAAUAAGUGCAAUUAAUGUGAAAAAGAAAUUAUAAUGUGAAUGUUGGAAUAAUUUAGUAAAAAAAAACGAAAAUUUCCACAUAAUUCUCUAAAAACUUUUAUUCGUAUAAAGUAUUUUUAGUAAAUGAAGAGAGAUUAACUACUUUGUGUUGGGUCUUUUAUGAACUUUUUCUGACUGGUGCUCUAUCAUAAAUAAAUACAUUCACAACGACUAAAGUAAAUUUUAUAUAAAGGAAAGAUUGCAUUAUAAAGCACUUUACAUUCGUACCAGACUUAUUAAUCACACUGGGGGGAGAGAGUGUUUCAAAGUGCAAAAAAAUUCCUCAGAGAGGAAGGAAAGAAAAAAGAUCAAAAUGUUGGGAAUAAUUGAGAUAUUUCUCUUUCUCUGUGUUGUUUACUAUUUAUUUGGCAAAAGGACUGGCGAUAUGGUAGAUGUAAUGUCGACGCGCCUUCAGGAGGCGUAUGGUUCGUGGUCGUAUAAUGGCUUUAACUGGGGUGACGGUGGACAACGUGGCGAGGAACGUCCCACAUUUGACUUUCUACGUCGUUUUGGUGAGCGACAGCGCAAGAAGCGUGCCCAAGAGAAGGAAACCGACAAACGUACACGUGAGAGUAGCUUGUAUGAGAUUAAGGAGUCCGUCAUGCAGAUCCCACCGUUGCCACAGAAUAUGCCGCAGGGAUUGGCAUGUAGGUAUUGUGCACCCGGAUCGGAGAUUCAACUGGACCCACAUGAGCGUCGUCGUGAUGUAAUUGAUGUUUUGCGCACAACACAGCACGUCAAUCAGGGCCCAACGAAAUCUUGGUGGAAUUUAGCCACAUACUUCCCCAUCUUGGCACAGUGUUUGCGUGUGAAGAAGUACCAUUUCCCCGAGGUGUCACCCACAGUGCUCAAGGAUAAGCGUGUAUUGGAUGCCAUUGAGCAGGCAACCAUUGAAUCCGUCCGGGAGGAACGUCAAGCAGCCGAGGCCCAAGGGAGGGUAUUCAGUGAUACGGAAACAUACACGAAGAUGCUGGAGAAACAGAAUAAACGUGCCCGGAAAGUCAUGAAGGAUAUGCGUGCAAAAAUGUCAAAUGUCCUCCUGCAGAUUACAUCGUGGAUCAUCUACAAACUCCUCCCGUGCUUUCUCACAGGAGCCGUUGCGCAUCCAGCACAAAUUGAAAUGCUCAAAGCCGCCUCGAGACGUACCCCGAAUACCCCAUUGAUUUUCCUACCGCUCCAUCGAAGUCACCUCGACUAUGUUCUCGUGACAUUUAUGCUGCUCAACAAUGAUCUACGUGUUCCCGUAAUUGCAGCUGGGAAUAAUCUGCGAAUUCCCUUUUUUGGUGAAGCUCUUCGUGGUCUGGGGGCGUUCUACAUUAAGCGGAAAAUUGAUCCAAUCACCGGAAAGAAGGAUAUUGUCUACCGUGCCAUACUCAAUGCGUACUUACAGCAUUGCCUAACAGCUGGGCAUAAUGCGGAGUUUUUCAUUGAGGGCGGAAGGACACGCACAGGGAAGCCGUGCAUACCCAAAGGGGGAAUUCUCUCAGUUGUCGUUGAGGCAUUUCUCGAUAAGACCGUACCCGAUGUUCUCCUUGUGCCCGUUUCCGUAAACUACGAACGUCUUGUUGAUGGGAAUUUUGUGGCUGAACAAUUGGGACAGAGGAAGCCUCCGGAAACAUUUGCUUCCGCCAUUUCGGCCAUUUGGAAGGCUGUCAAGUCAAAUUACGGCUUAAUGCGAAUUGAUUUCAAUGAACCAUUUUCCCUAAAGGAGCUCGUGGAUGCCUUCAAGAGGAACCAGGAGCACCAUACAGCCCCACAGAGGAUUGAGCCGGGAGAUCGUCUUUUGCAGCAAACAAAAUCCUCAACAUCGCUCUAUGGGACGGACAUUGUGCAGGAGGACAAUAGAUGCCUUGUGGAUAGUAUAGCACGGCAUGUGGUGUAUGAUUGUGCCAGUGCAACGAGUGUCAUGUCCACAAAUGCCGUGACAUUCCUCCUUCUGACGCAAUUUCGCCGAGGGGUCACUCUCAGUGUCUUUGCACGUGCCCUCGAUCGUCUUCGUGAUGAUCUAACUGGGCUAAAGGAUUUGGGCUUCACUGGCAACUCAGAGGACAUCAUCAAGUAUGUUUUGGAACUUUUGGGGGAACAUCUAAUCACCCUGGACACCAUCAAUGGGGAGAUGUUUGUUAAGCCCGUGAAUACCGUACCGGCAAUGUUGGAACUUGCCUACUAUGCCAAUACAUUAAUGCCCUUCUACGUCUUGGAAUCCGUUGUAACAUCAGCAAUGUAUGCCCUUCUACCACAGGAUGUACUAAAUAACACCGCAACAACACUCAAUGAGAAGAUCUCACUCCUUGAGGAGGAUAUUCUUGAGUUGUGCCACAAAUUCUGUGAUAUCCUACGCUAUGAAUUUAUAUUGAAUAAACCAUGCCAGGAUUUGGAUACACUCCUCCGCGAUACACUACACAAAAUGAGCGAUAGAGAUCUGAUAAGUAUUCCAAAGAAAAUGCACACAGAGGCUGAGCUGGAGGCAAAAAGAAUGCACCGAAGACUCCUGCUGAAUAAUGACAUUGAAGAUGAUGAAGAUUACGUGACGUAUGGGUAUGAGGAGGAGAAUGUGGUGAUGGUGGACAUGAAUCAGAGGGUACAUCAUGUAAAUUCAAUUGCAAUCCUCGCCCCCAUUGCCCGGACGUACCUCACAGUCGUUGAUCACCUCCAUCGAUUGUUGGGCAAUUCGCAGCUUGAGGUGGAAUUCAUCAAGGGAGCCCUUGCGGAAGUUAGGCAGAAGUUUGAUAAUCAGGAGUGUGAGUUUGGCGAAAGCGUUUCAGUGGAAAUGAUAAAGAAUUGCCUGAAGCUCCUGGAAAAGUGGUCAGUGGUACAGGUAGAGUGUGCCGGUGGGGUUCGUCUCCUCUCCCUCACGCAUCGCUACCACUCUUCGGCGGGAAUUGAGGAGGUUUACCACAAAAUCCAAGCAUUCAACUGCAUCAGUCACUUCACCUUCGAAAGUGAUCGACUUUUGUAGUUUAAAAGAAAAAGAAUUGAAUGCAGCGGAUUCUCCCAGUAAUUUUUUUUUCAAAUGCAUUUACGUCGCUCAAUUUUUAUUUUACCACUUUAUUGGAUUUUUUUUUAUACCUCCUAAUAAAUGAAAAAAAUUGUUCAGUUCACCGUCAUUAAUAGUGGGAAAAAAAUGAGCAACAAAAUGUGUACAAAGGUGUUUUUUCAGUCCAAAAAAAAUGAAGAAUUAAUUAAGGAAUAAAAUUUGAAAUUUUCACGAAAA